Molecule: messenger RNA, 1331 nt
Organism: Cuscuta campestris
Lineage: Eukaryota; Viridiplantae; Streptophyta; Magnoliopsida; Solanales; Convolvulaceae
Source: the annotation of a GenBank genome assembly
UGAAAAAACAAACGUUGCAAAUAAUUUGGGACGGAGGGAGUAAAAUAAUGCAUGAUUAAUUUUGUUAAUUCUUCCUAUCCAAUGAUGGGUGUAUCUCACCCAUGACCGGUCAAAGAACAGAACCGAAUAGUUGACCGGUCAAAGAGGUUAAACUUGAAUAGAGGACUUGAAUCGUCAGCGAAGGGGAUAGAUGGUUGACCAAAAGGUGCAAGCCACCAAUGAGGGUACCAACAUCCCUGUGGCUGCUACCCUACCGGUCAUUUCAGCCCCAGUGUUGCCUUUGGGUCUGAGCUCUGUCCCAACUCCUAGCGUGAUCAGCCCAUUCACGACCCCUGUCCCUUCCGCUGGACCAAGGGUCACGUUCCCACCAAGCAUGACUCAGUUCAUGAAUGACCCAGCCAACCUACAGGCCAUCCAGGGCUUUGGCCAGGUCAUGGCCAUGUGGCAACAGAGCGGGGGGAUGCCUUUUCUCCCUGGUAUGUUCCCGUUGGCUCUUCCAGGCGCAGGAACCAUGCCCCUACAAGCUCCAAUGGCAGUGACGCCGUUCCAGACGCCGAUGCCGCAGCCAUCACCUUUCCAGCCGCAGCUGGUCAGCACCAUAGCCCCUGUCAACUUGACUGGCGCGCUUAACGCUGCAGGGCCGUCGCGUCCCCCGCAAGGUACGAAUCCGCAAGUCACCCCAGAUGGUCACUGCAUCUUAGUUGAGAGCGGAGACGGCGAGUGGGACAUUCCAAGGGCCCACAAGAAGAAGAAGGGAAAAACUAUCCGCCCAGCAACUUCCCGAAACUCCGCCUUCGAAAGGUUGGAGGACAGGGAAGAGUGCCAGAGAAAGUUGGCCAAACAGAGGCUGGGGCAGAGCGUUGCCCAUGUCAGCGCGUUCGCCCGGUUAGGCAAGUUAAAAAGCCCAAGAAUUGAACUCAAUAAUCCGCGCGGGUUGAGAUUGAAUGCAGUUGACCAAAGAGGUGUGCCUUUAGUGUGGUUCGUGAGGAUAGCUACAAAUGGGCCGACCCUCCAAUAUGCAAACGAGAUAAGAAGAUCAUCUUAUUGGGCUGCUAAAUAAGACCGAUGGAAAAGAAGAAGAGAUAAAGUGAUUAAACGAACAUAUCAAAGAGAAGAAAAUUGAGAACAUUGGAACUUUUGUGUUUGGUUUAGGAGUAGGAAUUGCCCUCAGCAUUGUAGUGUUUGUGUAACCAAGUUUAUGUUUUUGUAGUGAAGUAUGUAUUUUAAAACUUUCAUGUUUGGUUUAGGUGUUGGAAGUAAUGAUCUAUUUGAGAACAUGUGUUUUUAUAGCAAUUGAUUUUGUGCAAUCCUAGUAAACUUAUAAACCAACG